AUAUAUAUAUAUACACAAAACUGAGCUGCUUUAACUGAGUCUUGAUCAAAUUAAAAUAAUUUGACUUUUUUUUAAUGGAGGACUAUUGGACCCCAGACUGAAGUGAUUUUGUGAAACGUUAAGGAGGUUUAACUUGUGCAUUGUUUUUAUUUUUUUCCUUCUAGACAAUCUGAGCCUAGAUGCCAUUCAUACCUGAACAGUACCAGACUUUAAACCCAUAGCGCUGUAAAAAUCAAAACGCCUCAAAAACCUUGUCAUCUGAAUUAUCUUUGGGUAUAAAUUAUGAAUGUAGGAAGUUUGUAAUUCCAAAAGAAAGAAAAAAAAUCUACAUAAAUCAUCAGGUGACGUGUCAGUCAUUCUGCUCCAGCUGUUAAUGCAGACUUUUCUCAUUCAUACUUGUGCAUCGUGUCACUUCUUCCAGUGUGGAAAAACCGAUUUAAGGGAGGAUUCUUUAAUAAAAUACAACAUAUCACAAUUUGAGGAGUGAAAAAAACACCACAUGAUGAGAUGAAAUUGCCUGGGUGUGUAGAAAAAAAACAACCGAAACAAAGAAACGUUCAUUUAUUUGGGUCAUUCCAACGGUUGCCUGUGUCUAAAACGAUUUACUUAAGCUGAAGUUGCGCAUGAAAACUGACUGCCAAACUGACUGUACAUCAUGCUUUUGUUUGUAAAAAAAAAAAAAAAGAAGGAAAAAAAAGUUUCUGUAGAGUCGGUGUGUUUUUUUUGUUUUUUUUUCUUGCUGAUCUUUUUACAUGCUGUCAAAUAUGCUGAACUUUUAAACAAAACAAAAAAAUGUCAAAUAUUCAGGUUUUUUUUUCUUAUUUGUUGUUUCAACAAUUAAACAAAUUAUAUAAGCUAAAAUAACCUGGAAAAAAAAAGAAGUAUUUUUUUAAAAACCUAUCCAAACUAGCUUUUUCCUGUAUAAGUUACAGUACAGAUAUUGACAAGUUGGACUUGAUGAGCACAAAUAAACCCGCCUAAAUUAGGUUUUACUUAGAGAAUCAAAGCAGGGAACAAAUUAGCUUUGGCUCCAACUCCUGAAGUGUAUUAGCAGAUUUUGUUUUCUUCUUUUCUGUAAUUACUCCUCUGAUGUUGCAUCAAGUCUUGCUCUUAUCCCUUAAGGGGGAAACAUUUGCUUCCUUAUCCCAGAGCUUCUCCUGGCUACCGCUUACAGCUGAAAUGGUUAAGAAGAUUUGGCAGCUCAGCAGGAACUAGCCAGCCAGCCGGUGAGGGAGGAACCGGCCUCCGGGGGCCCAGAGGCAGGCGGCUCACUUGCCCAGGAUUAAGUGGGAUCGAGAGAGAUUACAGCCCUCUCUCUCUCUCUCGUGUUUCCCCCUGUUGCUCGAUGAAAGCGUAGGACUCUGUCCACUCUCAGGGGAAUAUAUUUUCUCAACAAACUGAUUUAUAGUUUUCUCUUCGAUUGGAGGACGGCGUGGAAGAGGACUUGGAUACCUCAGGUAAGACAUGAUGUUGGAUAGUUGAAGAAGGAAGAGUUGGUGGAAGGCCGCAGGGCAGUGGUUACCCCCUUUACUGGCUCCACCUACUUUCACAACACUUUACCGACCGAUCUAUCAUCCUAAGUGAGCUUCACUUUUCAGGACAGUCGGACCUGUUGACGCGGUAACAUCUCCCUAAAGUUGAUUCUUGGAGUUGUGGCUGCCCAUUGUGCAAAUCUAGUUUGCUUUCUCUGGAUUUCUGAUGAACUCUGGUGUGUCGUUCGUCAGUCAGAGAUUAUCAUCCGUUUCCAGAUCACUGAUGUCAUAAAGCGUGCCAUUAACAUUUGACCUUAUUCAUACUGGCAGAGCUGGAACUACAUGCUCCUGCUUCAUCACACUGCCGGCCUACACUAUGGAUUGCUCCCUUUUUUUAAAGUAGACAAACUUACAGAUUUUUGAAAUAUUCUAAAUCUGCUGCCUUGUUAAAAUUAACUUAAUUCUGUAUUGUGCAUGCCUAAAAUACACUUUAAAUGGUAGUGAUGCUAUCAGGGCCACCAGUGGAGGGGGCUGUGGUGCCGUUUUGAGGCCACAUUAAUAAACUGUGGCAUCAGUAAGGAGUAAUAUUUGAAUGAAUUGUCCACGUUAACAUUUACCAAAUUGACAAAUGUUUUUUUGUGUUUGUUUAGAUUUUGGAAUACUGUUUCCAAACUGGUGACUGCUUAGGGUUCGUUGUAAGUUAUCAUAUUGUUCACGUCUAGCAAAUGAUUUAUGCCUAACUCAAUAUUUGUUGCUAACUUCGGUUUUGUCCGUCCUUUUUCUGUACACCCUUGUCCCUAAUGGGGUGUCAGUUUUGUUUUUAAUUGAUUUUAGAGCUGCAAUCAUGUGGAGUUCCUCAAGGCUCCAUCUUUGGGCCACUUAUGAUAAGAAUUAUGAUAUGGAUUUCUCAAUUAUAGGUAGUUAGGCUUGUGUCUGGGCUAACAAUUUUGAAAAACAGCCUUUAAAAACGUGUUCAAAGACAAAAAAACCGCACUUAUCAAAGCUUAAAUGUCAAGUUUUCAGUCACACAUUUGAGCUGAGAACCCAUUUGUAAGAGUUUUCAAAGACAUGUCUGAAUAAUGCUUUAUCAAAAUCAUAAUAUUACUAGGGCUUCAAUCACAUGUGGAGUUCCUCAAAACUUUGUUCUUGAGACCUCUUUUUUUGUAUAUAAGGAUGGCUUAAAACUGCAGGGAAUGUUCAAAACAUUUCUUGUAUUCUUUUAUUAUUUUGCAAAUUUGAAUUUAAUUAUUCUAACAAUAACUUUGGCAUUAGGGUUAUGUCAAUUUCUUUUCCAUUUUGUACAUCUUCCUUUCAGAGCUACAACACAUUACAAACUGUAAAUGGGACAAUUUUGAAGGUGCACUAUAGUGCGAUGUCAUGUACCACAUCCAUUUUAAAAAAAAAGAGAUAGCUUAACACACAUUCUGUCUAAAUCAACAUUUUAUUAUAUAUAAAAAAAAAGGACUUGACCAUAUAUUACAGAAAAGUAAAAUAACACGGAUCAAAGAAGCUCUCUGAUUUACAUCCAUUAAUCCUCAGGUUUACCGUCUGUCCUGGUGAUCAACCAACAGGUGGUCGGGGGUCCAGGGAUCAUGAGGCAGGCGGUGGAGGCUCAGGUCGUAACUCCGCCCUUUGAGCUUGGAGAGCAAGGCCUGCGGCAGAUCCUGUCGGACGUGAUCGAGGAGGUGAGACGCUCUGUUAGUCAGGACAUUGAUGGAGCAGAGGUCCUCCACAGUCUGCUGACCGCGUCCUGGCUGCAGUCGCUGCUUAAGGUGUACGAAUGUCUUCAAAGGCAUCUGACAGACUGCCCAACUCCAGCUCUGGAUUUUGCUUCAGGACUCUCGCUUCAGUUGCUGGUAGACAUCAGAUCGCUCCCGUACUGUUCUGAAGAAGCCAAAGAGUUGUACCAUCUCCUCCGACAGCCGCACAUGCAGGCUCUUCUCUCGGCUCACGACACCGUGGCCCAGAAGGACUACGAGCCGGUGCUGCCGCCGAUGCCGGACGAGCUGCCGGACGAUGAGGAGGCCACCAGAAUCGUCUGCCUGGUCAAGAACAAGCAGCCUCUGGGAGCGACCAUAAAGAGAAACGACAUCACGGGAGAGAUUUUCGUGGCUCGUGUUAUUCACGGAGGGCUGGCCGAUCGAAGUGGCCUGCUUCAUGCAGGAGACAGGAUUAUAGAGGUGAAUGGUUUUCCUGUGGACGGAAUGGAGCCUGAGCAAGUUAUCCAAGUGGUGCAAGCUCGGUCACAUGGCACCAUCAUGUUUAAGGUCAUUCCCAUCACAGAGAGGCCGAUCCACAACCAGACCAUGCUCUACGUCCGGGCCAUGACCGACUACAGCCCUCAGCAGGACCCUACCAUCCCGUGCGCUGACGCCGGGAUGAGCUUCAAGAAAGGCGACAUCUUGGAGAUUGUGGACCAGACCGACGCCCUCUGGUGGCAAGCCAAGAAGCUGCCCGGCAGCUCGGCCUGUGCCGGACUCAUACCUUCCACUAACCUGCUCAAACGGAAGCAGAGGGAGUUCUGGUGGUCCCAGCCGUACCAACCACACGUCUGCAUGCAAAUCUUGAGCACCGUCGACGAAGAGGAGGAUUUGAUGGCCAUUGAUGAGAGAUGUGUGGAAGCAGAUGAGGAGGCAUUUGAAUCUGAGGAGGAUGACUUCAGCAGCAACAUUGAAGGAGUUUACUUGGCGGGGUUCAGGCGCAGCAUCCGUCUGUGUCGGCGGCGUUCCCAGUGCACAACUCAGCCUUCCUCCCUCAUCCGCUGUCCCAGCAACUGCAGCAGCGUCCUGAAUAACCCUUAUGAGGAGGUGGUCCGGUACCAACGCCACCCAGAGGACACGCAUCGCGUCAUUGCCCUCAUAGGUUCAUCUGGUGUAGGUGUGAAUGAACUCCGGCGGCGCUUGAUCGAGAUGAACUCAAACAUCUUCCAGGGAGCUAUACCUCACACAACAAGAAGUCCAAGAGGGUACGAGGAAUCCGGGAGAGAAUAUUACUUCACCAGCCGAGAGAUCUUUGAUCACAUGAUCUCCAAUAAUCGGUUUCUGGAGUUUGGCGAGUACAAAGGUAACCUUUAUGGAACUAGCGUUGAUGCUGUGAAAGACGUUUUAAACAGCGGAAAGAUCUGUGUCGUUGACAUAGAGCCAAACGUUGUUCAGGCAGUGAGGACUCAUGAGCUGAGAGCGUACAUUAUCUAUGUGAAGCCCCCGCCUCUGGAGCGCCUCAGGGAGACGAGACAGGACUCGUACAUCACCACCAACUACUACGUCAACCGUCCAUUCAAAGAUGAAGACUUCCACGAGAUGGAGGAGUCGGCCCGGAAGAUGGAGGCCCAGUACUGGCAGUUCUUUGAUCAGGUGAUCGUCAACGAUGAGCUGCAGGACUCCUGUGUCCAGCUGCUGACCGCCGUCAGGAAGGCACAGGAUGAACCACAGUGGGUCCCCGCCUGCUGGAUCCGACCCACGGCCGAAUCAUGAGAGAGAGGGAUUAGAGCACUCUUCGCCGGGAAGACACAAACGUUGAAAUGCAAAAUCCUUGCCUGGAUGUUUGAGGGUAGGCAAGCCAGGAAAUAUGUAAAUCCUUUGAACUGUAUGUAUGUGUGGAAAGCUUGUUCUGGUCUUUAAAUCUCUUUAAAUCCCAGAGGAGGACACAAAGCCCAAAGAAAUCCCAUAAAGUGUCACAAUUUCUUCUUUUUUUAAACCCUGCUCAACGUAGCUGUUUACUUAGAUGUGCUCUGUGUACUGGAUUGGAAGGUGUUUAGAUUAAAAUAAAUCCAUUUUGUACCUUGAAUGCAGCUCCCUUUUCAAUAAAGAAAAAAAAAACACACACAAAACUGAUUUGUGUGGGAUUUUUUUUUAAGACCAGAA
This is a messenger RNA of Gambusia affinis (western mosquitofish), 5335 nucleotides long. It is a transcript of the gene mpp4b, whose product is annotated as MAGUK p55 scaffold protein 4b. The record is from RefSeq and is a predicted model, not a curated record. Gene Ontology annotation, cellular component: adherens junction; plasma membrane. The transcript is spliced from 20 exons. Bases 3065 to 4945 code for a protein of 626 amino acids. NCBI's taxonomy places the organism in Eukaryota, Metazoa, Chordata, Actinopteri, Cyprinodontiformes, Poeciliidae. Gene Ontology annotation, molecular function: protein binding.